Mizuhopecten yessoensis (Yesso scallop) is the source of this 1304-nucleotide messenger RNA. RefSeq names its product ectoine dioxygenase-like. The transcript is spliced from 10 exons. NCBI's taxonomy places the organism in Eukaryota, Metazoa, Mollusca, Bivalvia, Pectinida, Pectinidae. The record is from RefSeq and is a predicted model, not a curated record. The coding region runs from base 134 to 994 and encodes 286 amino acids.
UUUAAUGAUUACAGAUAAACAGACCUCGUAUAUGGAGAUAUACAGCACCAGUCAGGUAACAAACACCAAGUCUAGACUUAACAGCUAGUCUGCUAUUGUAACUACAGUGAGUGGAUUCAGUAGUCUUAUCAAAAUGUCGUUCGGAGUUUAUCAAUUUGACCCUGGCAAUCUGGAUGUGUCGACGUCUAUGCAAACAGACUAUGAUGAUAACGGAUACAUUGUGUACAAGCAGUUUCUCGAUAAAGAGGAGCUCACUAAUAUUUUGAAAGUUCUCGAGGAUCCAGACUUGAUUAACAAUCACGGAUACGGCGUUCCAGAUGGUCUCGGUACAAAGGCUAAGAUGGUCAUUUGGAGUCAUCCAGGAAGUGACGUUACAGGCAUGCUAGCUCGGAGUGAAAAAGUCGUAAACACUUGCGAGCAGCUGAUGGGUGGAGGUGAAGUUUACCAUUAUCACGCAAAAUUUAUCCGGAAAGAUGCAUUUGACGGCGGCUCUCACCUUUGGCACCAGGACUAUGGAUACUGGUAUCAAAAUGGAUGUCUGUUUCCGGAGGAAAUGAUAACAAUAUUUGUUGCUAUUGAUAAGUGUGAGAAAGAGAAUGGAUGUCUCCAGAUCCUGAAAGGUUCUCAUAAAUGUGGUAGAAUAGAGCACAAACCGGUGGCCGGACAGACGAUGGCUGACAUGGACAGGGUUAACGCUAUUAAAGAAAAGUGUCCUCUGGAGCAUGUGGAGCUGAAUCCCGGUGACGCUCUAAUCUUUCAUGCCAAUUUGAUCCAUACCAGUGCUCCAAAUACUAGCCCAAAGAGGCGUUGGGCGUUGCUCCAUUCAUACAACAAGAAAUCCAACGACCCAAUCUAUAAACAUCACCAUCCGAACUAUACACCUCUUACCAAGGUUAAGGACAAUAGCAUAAAGGAAUGCAGAAACUACACUGACUUUUCCGGGAAGGAUUUCAUGGAUCCAAAAUCUGACAAGACGACAGAGGGAAAAAAAUAGUGAAACAAAUAAUAUCACUGACACCAAUGAAUGGUUGUUAAAGCAAUAUUUUGUUGAACAUUUACAUCAAUAAUACGCUAAAUCAAGAAUAUUCAAAUACAAUUAAUUCUAGUUGUUAAUACUAACCCUUGAGCCUGUUUGUUAAUAGAACAAUGCUAUUCGAGGAUGGACUUAUUUCCAGCUUAAUACAAUCGGAUGUGGAAGUUGACGUAAUUGAUACAAUAAAUACUAAAAUUGAUGGACAUGAGUUUUUUGUUUAAUAUAACAGGUCUGUAUGUGGAUGCAUUUUAAUGUGGGAGGUACUAAACCA